Messenger RNA from Ectocarpus sp. CCAP 1310/34, 1561 nucleotides. Lineage: Eukaryota; Phaeophyceae; Ectocarpales; Ectocarpaceae. The record is from the annotation of a GenBank genome assembly.
AUGCACCGUCCGGUCAGUCACCUCCUUUUCUGUUCCCGUGCGUUCGCCCAGAUCAAGCGCUACGAACCCUCCCAGGACGCUCUGGGAGAGGCGAAGGCCUCGGAGGUGCUUCUCGAGAUCGUCAAGGCUAUCCUGCACGAGUUCGGCCUGUACCCAUCGGACCUCGCGCCGGGUACUACGGACAGUGGAUCGGACGUCAAGUCUGUUAGCGUCAACGGCCUCCACCCGCAGUUUGGGGUUCUGUGGAAUUGGUGUUUUUGCCACCUGAUGGUCAAGGUCGCCGAGGACGGCUUUGUCACCCACGUCGACCCUCAGAAGUCCAAGAACCCGGAAGCGCGCGACAUGCUCAAGAAGCUCAUCAAUCUGGUCGGGACCCUCCACAGGUCUGCCAACUUCAAGGUUAAGAUCGACGACCUUCAGGUGGACGUGUUGGGUGAGGUCUUCGACAUUCCGCCUCUUGGAGAAGACGGCCUCCCGGACCGCAAGGACCAGAAGAAAGCUCUGCCGCACAAGAUGGUAGCACACGACGACUUGCACCCCGUGGCACACAAGGCGCGCAACGAACUCUGCCGCGCGCUCGUGACGAGGUUCUACGGUCGUGUGUGGGACACAUCUACCCUGGACCCCUCGGUGUUAUGCGAUGCUCCCUGCCUCCUGACACCGCCGUUCAGUGAGGGGAACUACGUUUCCGCGAUGAAGCUUACAGCAGAGGAGUGCGAGUACUUGCCCGCCGGGUCGUGCGUGACGGCCCCUACGCUGGACGAAGAGGUGAAAGAGAAGCUGGAUGGAGCUUGGACCGAAAUCAAGAAGCGAGCCGUCGCAGCCGUGAAGACAGCGCAGAGUCGGGCCGCGGGUGGUAGUGAGGGCGGGGGGGGAGGUCCUUUGAAGCGCGCCCGCACUAGCGCCGCGGGUCCGACUCGUCGCAAGAAUCGCGAGGACGCCUUCGCAGUUUUCGGUCGCAAAGAAGUCGCCCCCCAAAGCAGCGAAGGAAAUCUGGACUUGGUGGAGGAGGAGGUCUCGAGCGAGAUCAUGCGGUACAAGGGAGUCUUCAUUGAGUCAACCGACUUGUCGCCCAGCGAAGCCCUCAACUACUGGAAGACAUAGGGAAACAUUCAUUCCCCUCACUCAAGUAUGUGGCGCAGCAAACAUUCGGCAGUCAAGCCUCUGCCGCUCAGGUCGAGAGAGACUUCAGCCACUGCGGUCUUUUCUGUGUAGGGAACCGCAGCCGAGUAGACGAGUACUGGCUGGAAAUGGUGAUGUUCCUCAAAGGAAACUACUCGUUUAUUCCCGAGUACAAGGACAUCCCCAACAUCGACGGGAAGGACAUAUGGAGGUGCCUCCCUGCAAAGCUCAGCGGAAAUAAUGACGAUCUCCCCAAAGCAGAGAUGGCGCUCGACCCGCUGUCAAACACCACGCCCCCCCAAGAGGAUGUCAUUGGCGUUGGCGAGGAUGGGUAGAUGGGUAGUUGCUUGGUAGUCUGAUCUGGAGUUUGUACGAUCAGUUGAGGACGAGGAUUGAGGAUUUAGGGGUUCGUGCUCUUACUCUAGUACGUUUGAAAGUU